UUGUGACAUUUGACAGGUGUUGAUACGAAUUUCUCAGAUAAUUCAUGAAAUGUUUGUAAAUAUGAAGAACAAUAUGAAAGGAAGUUAUCCUUUCAUGACAUACGUUCUAUUUACGAUUUUGUUUAAAUUUGUACAGUGCAACGAUACAAAUAAAUAUGCAUUACUUAUGCCAAAUGUUAGACCAUACAGGGAAGAAUUAUAUCUGUGUACUCCUGUCAAGGUAGAUCCUACACGAAAUUACUAUUUGAUCGGUUUUGAACCAAAUGCAACAAUGGCAAGCGCGCAUCAUAUACUUUUAUACGGUUGUAGUAAACCUGGUAGCUCGAAACCUGUAUGGGAUUGUGGAGAAAUGGCAGACAGUAAAAAUGAUAACAUAGAAACAAUGAUUCCAUGUGCAGAAAAUUCUCAGAUACUGUAUGCUUGGGCUAGAGAUGCACCGGCGUUAAUUCUGCCAGAAGGAGUAGGUUUCAAAGUUGGCGGAGACUCUAUGAUUAAAUAUCUAGUUCUACAAGUUCAUUAUUCCCAUAUCGUGCAAUUUCAAGAUGGUAGAACCGACGAUUCCGGCGUAUUUCUCCAUUACACGUUACGUCCAAUGAAUAAAUUAGCUGGUGUUCUUUUGUUGGGAACCUCAGGUUCCAUACCACCUAGAAGCACAACAUACAUGGAAACGGACUGCAUAAUAAAAGAGAACAAAACUAUUCAUCCUUUCGCGUAUAGAGUUCAUACUCAUUCACUUGGGAAAGUAGUUUCUGGAUAUUUGGUAAAACCAGAUUACACAUGGAUAGAAUUAGGUAAAAGAGAUCCCUUGACGCCUCAAAUGUUUUAUCCUAUACAUAAUAAGGUUCCAAUUAGUCAAGGAGAUCGAGUAGCAGCUCGUUGCACCAUGUAUAGUACACGGGACAGUUGGACAUACGUUGGCGCUACUAAAGCCAAUGAAAUGUGUAACUUUUAUCUAAUGUACUAUGUCGAGGACGAUGAGCCACUAUCUUUGAAAUUCUGCUUUACCAAAGGCCCUCCUGAUUAUUACUGGAAAGACGCUGAACUAUUUAACAUUCCUACUGUAGAGGCAUCUAGUUUAUAACGUAAUAUUAAUUGCCUCGGCUGAAGAUCGAUACACGUACCAGACUGUCGAUAAUGGUAUAGAGUCUAGCGGAAAUAUUUGAUCUAUUUGUUAUAAAAUAGAAUUUGUUCUUUUAUCGGUAAUAGAGACUGUCGUAUUUGUUACGAAGUUACGACAAUCUAUAGGUUAACAUUACACGCGCUUUGUUCCUUCUCACAGUGUGAUGCCCGCGCGGUUAUUUAUUUCUUGUUACGAAUAUUUUGUAUUUGCAAAACAGUACUUAAUUUUAUAUUAGUACACGAAUGACCACCAUGUAAGAACGUUCUACAUUCGAUCGACGAACGAAAGAAGAUUUUAUAUUCGGCCUAUAAUGUUUCCUUUCUUUUUCUCUUUUCUUUUUUAUGUCUAUCUGUGAUUAAUUUCUACCGAUAAUCGUUGUUCGUGUAUACAGUGAACGAAGAAACUUAGUAUUAUUAAUUUCAGACGAACUCGCGCUUUCGCUGUUAAUUAAACACCUUUAGUUCCAUGUAAAUUAUCCGACGAAUACGAAAGGAAAGUAUUCUAUCCGUCAUUCUCGUCAUAUGUAAUAGCGUAGUAAUAUUUUCUGGAAACUCAACGGUGCUUCGAAUGCGUAUGUAAGAGAAGGUCUUUGAAACUAAACACGACUGAAAGUAAGACAUUUCCACGAUAUAUUACCAUACGAUUUUAUUUUGUCUAUA
This is a messenger RNA of Eufriesea mexicana, 1779 nucleotides long. RefSeq names its product Peptidylglycine-alpha-hydroxylating monooxygenase (gene Phm). The transcript has 3 exons. Bases 50 to 1081 code for a protein of 343 amino acids. Lineage: Eukaryota; Metazoa; Arthropoda; Insecta; Hymenoptera; Apidae. The record is from RefSeq and is a predicted model, not a curated record. Gene Ontology annotation, biological process: peptide metabolic process. Gene Ontology annotation, cellular component: membrane; extracellular region. Gene Ontology annotation, molecular function: copper ion binding; oxidoreductase activity, acting on paired donors, with incorporation or reduction of molecular oxygen, reduced ascorbate as one donor, and incorporation of one atom of oxygen.